This is a messenger RNA of Hordeum vulgare subsp. vulgare (domesticated barley), 981 nucleotides long. RefSeq lists its product as uncharacterized. The transcript has a single exon. Bases 276 to 500 code for a protein of 74 amino acids. The record is from RefSeq and is a predicted model, not a curated record. Lineage: Eukaryota; Viridiplantae; Streptophyta; Magnoliopsida; Poales; Poaceae.
CCUCCAUCCAUCACACCGCCCGCACAUUGCCUGCUUACUGGCUCCCCGCCAUUGCUGACCAAAAUCACAACCACCACCACGCAUCCUCGCCCGCGGCCCGCGACUAUAUAUAUACCCCCCGCGCGCGCUGACGCAGUGGCAGAUCGCACAGGCGGCGCGCGGCCUAGCUAGCUGUAUUGCACUGUCCACCACCACCAGGCACCAUUAUCAAAUACCUCCGGCGAGAGUUUCAGCGAUAUUUCUGGAGAGCUUGGCGCGGAAGGAGGAGCGGCGGCAUGGUGUUCUUCUGCUUCCUGGUGGACCAGCGGCGGAAGGUGCGGAGCAGCAAGCCGGCGGCGGGCAUCUGCUCGCGGUGCGGCGGCUGCGCCAGCGUGGCGGACAUGGAGACGGCCACCCGGCUCUGCUACCUCCUCACCGUGCACCGCGUCACCUGGCGCGCCAUCAUCUGCACCUUCUGCGGCGCCAUGCUCAAGUCCUACCGCCACUACCGGCUCUACUAGACCCGCGGUCGUUGACGCUGAUUGAUCUGCGCGCGCGACGGCCGUCUCCACCCGCGUCCCGUUUGCCGACGGCGGUGGAGCAUGCAUGUAUGUGCCAGCUAGUUUUGUUUGCUCCAUCUGCUUAUUAAUUUGUGUUUUUAGCCGUGCUCUCUAGCUAGCUUGGCCUUGGAGAUUGUUGCACUGGAUUCUUGUGGUCUUAUGUACAUAUAGUAUUAUGCAAGGUGGCAAGUCUUGAUUAGUACUCCGAGAUAAGGUUGCAUUGCCCUCUCUUCUCGAUUAGUAUCUCCGUCAGGAACAAUAGGAAUUGUUAGCACGAUCUCAUGCAAGAGAGAAGAGGGAAGCAUUAGGAUCUCUAUUUGUUAUCCAUCACUAAUUAGUUCCUCUUGUAAUAGCAUGGCUGUUCAUACAUUUCCCCUCUCCUCUCCACGGCAUUAACCGUGUGAUUCCUCACAAUAUUCAUCUUUUCUUCUUGUUGGGAAAA